Molecule: messenger RNA, 2869 nt
Organism: Mercurialis annua (annual mercury)
Lineage: Eukaryota; Viridiplantae; Streptophyta; Magnoliopsida; Malpighiales; Euphorbiaceae
Product: U-box domain-containing protein 14
Exons: 5
Coding region: 509-2401 (630 amino acids)
Biological process (GO): cell surface receptor signaling pathway; protein ubiquitination
Cellular component (GO): nucleus; cytoplasm
Molecular function (GO): ubiquitin-protein transferase activity; protein binding
Source: RefSeq, a predicted model, not a curated record
AUCUGUUUUUAAUUUUCUGUUAAUAAACCGUUCCUUCUCUCUCUCACGAGCACACCAAGCAACCAACGAAAAAGUCUUCCCUGUCAAUCUGUAAGCUUUUUCCAAAAUCAAUCUCAGUUUGUUUCUAAUUGAAAAGUUUGUUUUAUAGAUUGGGUUCAAAACUGAAUCCACCCUGCUGCUAUUUAUAUCCAAUUCUCCAUUUGUUUAUUUGCUAACAAAAUCAGAUAAAUCCUAAAAAAAUUCGAUUUUUUAGUGUUUUUCUUCUUGUAAUUUGAUUUUAUCUGGUAAUUUAUAAGUACCCAGAUGGAAAUUAUGGUUGGAUCAGGUGAAUUUAUAUGAAAAGAUAGUGAAUUUAAAGUUUUUUUUUUGAUAAUCGGGUAGCGGGAGCGCUUCUGAAAAGAAUUGAAUAGAACCCACGACCUUGACAGAAUACUAGUGAGCGUUUAUACUGUUUGAGUCAUAACUCGUUUGGAUUGUUUUUAUCGUUUAGCUAGUCAAUAUUGUUAUAAUGGAGGAGGAUAAAAAUAAAAAAUCUGAGUUGAUGAGUGGACUCAUUGAGUCAGUGAAGGAGAUCUGUUUUUUACCUGAAUGUAAAAAUAUAUGCAAGAAAAUGCAUGGAAAUUUGGUACGGAGGAUUAAGCUUUUGAGUCCUUUGUUUGAGGAAUUGAGAGAUAGUAAUGAAGAGAUUGGCAAAGAUGGGAUUAAAGGGUUUUUGUUGUUUAGAACUGCUUUGGAUUCUGCAAUUCAGCUUCUUAAACCACUCAGUCAAGGAAGCAAGGUGUAUCAGGCCUUGCAAAGGGAAAAGAUAGCAAAAGAGUUUUGCCUGGUUACAGAAAAAAUUGAAGCAGCAUUAUGUGAGAUUUCAUAUGACAAACUUGAUUUAUCGGAGGAAGUUCGAGAACAGAUUGAGCUUGUACAUUCUCAACUUAGAAGGGCUAAGGCCAGACCAGAGUUCCUUGAUUUACAACUAGACCUUGAUUUAGCCGUAGCGCAGAGAGAAAAAGACCCUGAUCUUGCAAUAUUGAAGAGACUUUCAGAAAAGCUGGAACUAAAGACUAUUAAUGAUCUAAAGAAAGAGUCUCUUGCUUUCCAUGAGCUGGUUAUCUCUAGUGGCGGUGAUCCAGGGGACUUGUUCGAGAAGAUGUCAUCCAUUCUGAAGAAGUUGAAGGACUAUGUUCAAACGGUAAACCCUGAUGCAGAUAAUUCUGAGUCUGACAAAGGUUUGUUUAAGCACAGAUCACCUGUCAUCCCAGAUGAUUUCCGGUGCCCCAUUUCUCUUGAACUAAUGAAAGAUCCCGUGAUUGUUUCUACUGGACAGACUUAUGAAAGAUCGUGCAUCCAAAAGUGGCUUGAUGCAGGCCACAAGACAUGUCCCAAAACUCAGCAGACAUUGUUGCACACUGCGCUGACACCUAACUAUGUUUUGAAGAGUUUAAUUUCUUUGUGGUGCGAAAGCAAUGGUGUUGAGCUGCCUAAACAACAAGGGGCUUGCAGAAGCAAAAAAGUUGGAAGUAGUGUGUCGGACUGUGAUAAGGCUGCUAUUGUUGCAUUAUUGGAAAAAUUGGCAAACGGGGAUCGGGAACAACAAAGAGCAGCUGCUGGAGAGCUUCGUUUACUGGCAAAGAGGAAUGCAGAUAACAGGGUAUGUAUUGCUGAAGCAGGAGCAAUUCCACUCCUUGUUGAGCUUUUAUCCUCCACAGAUCCACGCACCCAAGAGCAUGCUGUUACUGCGCUUCUAAACCUUUCUAUAAACGACAGUAACAAGGGAACAAUAGUUAAUGCAGGAGCGAUACCGGAUAUAGUAGAUGUAUUAAGAAACGGAAGUACGGAGGCAAGAGAAAAUGCAGCUGCAACCCUUUUCAGUUUAUCUGUUAUAGAUGAGAAUAAGGUUGCCAUAGGAGCAGCUGGGGCUAUCCCAGCGCUUAUAGAUUUGCUCCGUCAGGGAACUCCAAGAGGUAAAAAAGAUGCCGCCACUGCGAUCUUUAACCUUUCGAUUUAUCAGGGAAAUAAAGCGAGAGCAGUAAGGGCUGGCAUAGUGCCAUCUCUUAUGCAGUUACUUAAGGAUGCCGGAGGUGGAAUGGUGGAUGAAGCAUUGGCAAUUCUCGCGAUUCUCGCAAGCCAUCAAGAAGGGAAGAUAGCAAUCGGCCAGGCAGAGCCGAUUCCUAUUUUGAUAGAAGUCAUCAGGACAGGUUCUCCACGCAACAGGGAGAAUGCUGCAGCUGUCCUGUACUCUCUAUCGGCUGGUGAUUUGCAGCAGCUGAAGUUAGCAAAGGAAUCUGGUGCAGAAGAAGCACUGAAGGAACUAUCGGAAAAUGGCACCGAUAGGGCCAAGAGAAAAGCUGGAAGCUUAUUGGAGCUCAUUCAAAGAGUUGAUGUUGUUGUUAGUCCAAGCUUCCUAUGACUCCUGGCAUCAUAUGUCGAUCAACAAGCAAUAUCUUUUCCGUAUCUGGUUACCAGAGAUUUUCAUGCCGUCUACUAGUUUCAUAUUCGAAAAGGUAAAUGUACAAAGCAUUGAACGAUGAAAAUGGAUAAAUAGGUAUCCGAGGUGCAUUAUAGUAGUCUUGUGUAUACUUCAUUGUGAUUGGUCGAGUUCAUGUGUGACCCGAUGGAUGCGGUGCGAUUGGUUUUCUAGAUUCCCUCUGCGACCUGCGCUCAAAGAAAAUGAAAAAAAUGUUAGUUUGAUGUCGGACGUAACGUCCACCGAUCUUCGGAUGUCUAUAUCAGAUUUCGUGUGAUAAAUGUACAAGUAUAUGUUGCUAUUUCUUUAUUUAGUAUUCAAACUUUUCAUUCUUAUUUAGGAAUAUAAUUUCCUGAAUGUGUGCAGAUUCAUCGUAGAUUGAAUUUUUAUGAAGUGUUCAGUCUUUAGGAA